This is a messenger RNA of Oenanthe melanoleuca, 2270 nucleotides long. RefSeq names its product leucine-rich repeat-containing protein 25-like. The record is from RefSeq and is a predicted model, not a curated record. NCBI's taxonomy places the organism in Eukaryota, Metazoa, Chordata, Aves, Passeriformes, Muscicapidae. Gene Ontology annotation, molecular function: protein binding. Bases 201 to 1160 code for a protein of 319 amino acids. The transcript is spliced from 2 exons.
GGGCUGCGGUGGUUGGGAGAGGGAAGGGGGGGCAGGAAACGCCCCGUGGGACCCCCAGGACCUGCCCAGCCCUGGAACAGCGGCAGUGGGGCCGGGAUUGGACUGGGCUGCACUGGUUUGCACUGGGAGGGGGGAUCCGGUGGGAAUGGGGGGGUCCUGACUCCCUUAUCCCACCAGGGUCUCGCUGCAGUGGGGGGACCAUGGGGCUCCCUGCGGCCCCGCUCGUGCUGCUGCUGCUGCUGCUGCGCCCUGUCACCCCCAUGUCCACCGUGUCCCCCUGUUCGGCCUUGCUGCUGGACACUCCCGAGGACCUGGACCUGACCAACAGGAGCCGUGGAUGCGCCGAGCUGGACUGGAGCCCGUUCCAGCGGCAGCGCCGGCUGGUGCUGAGGCACAACGGCAUCGAGUCGCUGAGCCCCCGGGCCCGCCUGGGCCCCAGCACGGAGGAGCUGGACCUGGCGGAGAACCGGCUGCGGGAGCUGCCCCGCGGCUUCUUCGCCAACGCCACGGCGCUGCGGACCCUGCGGCUGGAGGGGAACCCCCUGCCCGCCCUGCCCGCCGCCGCCUUCCAGCCCUCGCUGCGCUCCCUGUCCGUGUCCUGCCGCUGCGACCUGCUGGGCACCGUCCUGGCUCCCUGUGCCCGCGCGGGGAUCCUCUGCCACUGCUUCGCAUCCCGGCAGCAGCGCUUCAACGUCACGGAGUUCCACGGCCGGGAAUGCGGGUCCCGCGUGGGGCUGGUGGCCGGGCUGGCCGGGGCGGCCGCGGCCGUGGCCGUGCUGGUGGCCGUGGGCGCUGCCGUGGCUCGGUACCGGCGGAGGAGAACGGGAGCCGCGGUGGCCGGUGCGGGAAGGGGGAAGCAGGAUCCCGCCGGGAACCUCCGGCAGCCCCGUUACAUCAGCCGGGACACCGGGAUCGGCGGCGCCGAUGUCGCCGAUGCUCCCGACUACGAGAACGUCUUCGUGAGCCGCGGCACGGCCCCGGCGGCAGCGCAGGGAUGGGCGCAGGGAUGGGCGCAGGGAUGGCAGGAGCAGCGCUACAGCCCGCAGGUCCCUCUGGAUCAGGAUUAUUUCCUGGAGAGCGCGGCCGAUCCCGGGGACCAGCCCAUCUACGCCAACACCCUGUGCCCCACCGAGGACGUUUACAUCAUCCCUGACCAGUGAGGGGCUGGGGGACACUGGGAGGGCUGGGGGACACUGGGAGGGCUGGGGGACACUGGGAGGGCUGGGGGACACUCUCUGCCCCCCACUGAUGCCCUUUCCCGGCUGUCCCCCAGCCCAGAGGGGACAGGGACCUUCCCCACCGCCCCGCAGGGUCACGCGCGGUUCCCCCACGCGCGUCCUGCGGGAACUUCUCUUGCAGGGGGAUUUUCCUUUAACAGCCCCAGUCCCUCCUUCGCCCCAGUUCUCACCGUGGGGCGAGGGCUGAGCUGACAUUUCCUCCCGGGGCUGCGGCCACCGACCGCGGGGACGCCUCGUGCGCCGCAUCCGCCGGCAGCUGCCACCGAGCGGGGGCUGGGACACGCGUGGAGUCCCUGGGACGGGGACACGCGAGGGGUCCCUGGGGUGGGACACGCGAGGGGUCCCUGGGGCGGGGACACGCAUGGGGUCCCCACAGACACGCGUGGGGUCCCUGGGGCGGGGACACAGGCGGAGUUCUUGGGGUGGUGACACGCGUGGGGUCCCUGGGGCUGGGACACAAUCGGGGUCCUGGAGUGGGGGGGACACGCGCGGGGUCCCCACGGACACGCGCGGGGUCCCUGGGGUGGGACACACAUGGGGUCCCCACAGACAUGUGCGGGGUCCCUGGGGCGGGGACACAAUCGGGGUCCUGGAGUGGGGACACGCGAGGGGUCCCUGGGGUGGGACACAAUCGGGGUCCUGGAGUGGGGACACGCGCGGGGUCCCCACGGACACGCGCGGGGUCCCUGGGGUGGGACACACGUGGGGUCCCCACGGACACGCGCGGGAGGAGCCGGGGUUUGGGCUGAUCACAGUCUCGGCUUUCUCGGCUUUUCUCUUCCCCUUUUGUGCCGGUGGGGAGCGCCGGGACGCGCUGCUGGUUGGGGACAUCCGGUGCCACCUGCGCCCUCCUUUCCUGCCAAACCCGCCCCUUCGGGGAACAAAGAAAAAGCUUCUUUUAUUCCUCCUGGUGAGACCCGGAGCCGUCGGGUGCCAUGAGGACAUAAAGACCCCAUGGCUUGUCUGGAUGUCCCCCCACCCAGCCCCUGGGAGGCUUCACUGUGUCCCAUUAAAUGGUUUAAUUAUCUCUAA